Messenger RNA from Drosophila melanogaster (fruit fly), 6377 nucleotides. RefSeq names its product stripe (gene sr). Gene Ontology annotation, cellular component: cytoplasm; nucleus. The record is from RefSeq and is marked reviewed. Bases 555 to 3275 code for a protein of 906 amino acids. Gene Ontology annotation, biological process: regulation of gene expression. NCBI's taxonomy places the organism in Eukaryota, Metazoa, Arthropoda, Insecta, Diptera, Drosophilidae. The transcript is spliced from 3 exons.
GCCUCAGUUGUGUUCGGACAAGCAAACGCGACGGUUGAAAUAGAAUUAUCUAAAAAGCAAGCCAGCCAAGCUAGCAAGAAAUCAAGAAAGCCAAUUCACAAGCAAACAAUAAAUAUACAGAUAUAUAUGUUCAACGCGGAAUAUAAAUUGAAAUCAUCGUUUGUGAAGUGAAAAAAAAUAAGUUAGUGCCAAAAAAGCAAAAUAUUUAAUUUUCAUCACAAAUAAAUGAAAUAGAGCAUAGAAGCAAUUUCGUGCUUAUCAAACUUAAAAGUGAAAGGAUAUUUCGGCAAAUUGGCGACGGCAUGAAUGAAAGCCCACCGCCUUAUAAGAUGAUUACACGAGCAGUGCUUUAUUGAUUUUUGCCUCGCAGUGAAAACGAGAACGAAACUUUCGUCAAACUGACUGUGAAAAUUUCGCAGACCGACUACUAGGAGCGACGUAAAGCCGCAAAGGCAACAACAACAAAAAAAAAGCCAAAGGAAAACCCCUUUGAAUUCUUCUGCAAGUGCCAUUGCGAUCCAGGCGGCGUAGCCCCUGGAACUCCAUCAGCGGCCAUGAUCAUGGAAGGGCUUGAAACCCUGGUGGCGCCAACGCAUCACGCAUUCCUGCUCACCGAGACGGCCGCGGCCGCUCACUUCAAUGUGCUGAGCUUCGACACCUGUCUGUUCAAGACGAGCACGGCGGCCCAGAGCAGCGGCAGUCCGUCGACGGCCACCUACCUGAGUCCCGCCCAAUUCGGAGGCAGUCAUCACGGCGGCGCCAGCACCAGCAGCAACUCCCUGAACUCCUCCUCGACCGCAUCCUCGUCGUCCACGUCGUCCUCGCUGCUCCACUACACCACAGCUUCGGCAGCUGCCGCUGCUGCAGCCGCCGCUGCUGCAUCCGCCAACAAUUCAGUGCUUCGUGCCCGCAAUCAGACGGCCACGCCCACCCAGGGCGGUAGUCCGGGACACGUGGCCGUACAGCCCAGCGCCACCGCCAGCAGCGGACGCAGUUCGGCCUCCCAUCUCAGCCUGCUGAACACCAGUGGCCAGCAUAGUCCCACCUCAUCGGCCGUCGAGCAGGUGGAGGCCCACAAGCAGCUGAUCGAGGCGCUGCCGGGCGACCUCAACACACCGGUGACCACGUCCAGCGAUAUUCCCUCGUUCUUCGGACCCACCACCGUCGUGGAGCCACCGCCCAUUACUGGUUCCAUCGAAUCCGAGGAUCUGUCUUUGGAACCCCAGGUGAUAUCUGUGGCCAGUCCCGUGUUGUCACAUUGCAGUCCGUUGAAGGAGGAGCGCAGCACUCCGCCAGCAUUGGCCAUUGUCAAGGAAGAAUCAAGUAAUAAUAGUUGUAAUAUGUACCCACAACACAACAACAACAACAACAACAACAACAACACAACAUCAUCAUCAACAACAACAACAAGCAAACAGACAACAAGCGAAAGCAACACCGAGUGCGUUGGCUCACCAGGCAACCAUACACAAUCACACCAACAGCAACAACAACAGCUGCAACACAACAACACGAGCAGCAGCAACAGCAAUUGCCACCACAGUCACCAACAGCAGCAGCAGCAGCAGCAGCAGCAACACAUGAGCUCCCCGCAACAACAAUACCAACAACACCAAAUAUUACACCAACAACAACAAUUGCCAAAUCACCACCAUCAUCACCAUCACCACCACCACCAUCACAGUCAGCUACAACAACUCCAACAACAACAGCAACAACAACAACAACAGCAGCAACACCAACAACAGCCGCUACACCAACAACAACAACUGCAACACCAGCAACAGCAACAACACCACCAACAACACUAUCAACAACAUGCCAUUCAACACCAGCAAUCACAACAGCAGGCUAGCAAAAUCUCAUAUCGUGGCAUUUUCACCACCACAGGCAACGCGAUGAACGCAGCAGCUGCCGCAGCAGCCGCCGCAGCACAGCAGCAACACCAACAGCAGCAGCAGCACCAGCAACAACUUCCCUCCCCGCAACUGGGCGUCCUGGCAGGACCGAUGUCUCCGCCCUCAAAUAGCUUGGGCAACAGCUGGGGUCUGCCCAGUCCGGACAAGACCAUGUUCCAGCCGCCCCUGUUCAGCCUGCCCGCUCACUAUGCCACCAUGCAGCAGCAGCAGCAACAGCAGCAGCAGCAGCAGCAGCAGCAGCAACAACAGCAAGCAGCAGGAGCUGCUCCCUCGCCCUACGACGAUGGACGAGCUGCAGCAGCAGCGGCGGCACAGCAUGCCGAGCUCUUGGGCUUGACCAUGGAUUGCACACCUCUCUUGCUGAAACAACCGCCACCAAGUUACGCCGGAGCCUCCGCCGGCUUCCCGGGUCUGGGUGACCUGCACAGCAGUCACGAGCAGCAGUUGCAACAGCAACAGUAUGUGCGAUCACAGCCGAAAUAUCAAUGGCUUGACUCACCAGCGGACUAUGCCCAGCAGCAACAGCAAGUGCAGCAGGUGCAGCAGCAGCAGCAGCAACAGCAGACUCUGGUGCUGCCAGGACCCACUUCAUCCGCCAGUUCCAGCAAUGCCGCUCUGGGCGUUUUAAUACCCAAGCAGGAGAACUAUCCCGAUAUGCAGCCCAGCUCGAAUGGCACCGGCUAUUCCGGCGGAUCUGGUGGCAGUUCGGCGGCAGCUGCUGCCGCCGCUGCUGCAGCAGCAGCAGCAGUGCAACUGGCCGAGUACAGUCCAUCCACCAGCAAGGGACACGAGAUCCUGUCGCAGGUCUAUCAGCAGAGCACUGUGCCCUUGAAACUGGUGCCCGUGAAGCCGCGCAAGUAUCCCAAUCGCCCCAGCAAGACGCCCGUGCAUGAGCGACCCUACGCCUGUCCGGUGGAGAACUGCGACCGUAGGUUCUCCCGUUCCGACGAGCUCACCCGCCACAUACGCAUCCAUACGGGCCAGAAGCCCUUCCAGUGCCGCAUCUGCAUGCGCAGCUUUAGUCGCAGUGAUCACCUCACCACCCACAUUCGCACCCAUACCGGCGAGAAGCCCUUUAGCUGCGACAUUUGCGGCAGGAAGUUCGCGCGAUCCGAUGAGAAGAAGCGCCACGCCAAGGUGCAUCUGAAGCAGCGCAUCAAGAAGGAAAAGGUGCGCGGCGAACAGCAGCAGCAACAGCAACAGCAGCAGCAGCAACAACAACAGCAGCAGCAGCAGCAGUUGCAGCAACAACAGGAGCAGCAUCAUUUGAGCCUGCAGCAACAUCAGCAGUAUCAGCAGCAUCACCUGCUGCACUCCGCCGAUUUGGCCAUAGUCACCUCCAGUGCGAGCAUGUAGAGACUAGAGAACUCGGCAUCCAGCGUUGACCAGGCCCAGACUCCAACUCCAACACCAGCUCCGGCUGCAACACAGAAAGUUAGUCUGGCCCUGGCUCUGGAUCUCGACGAGAGCGCCUUUCCCUUCGAGCUGACAUCCGACUAUGGCACCCUGUCGCCGCUCACCAGUCCCAGGCAGUUCAAUUACGUUUGGGUUGGCCAGGACUCCAGUCAGCCCUUCUUCUACAAGGACAACGUCAGCGUCCAGGAGAAGUAGAGCUCAUCCGGAAGGCAAGCCGUCGAGUGGAAUCAAUCGCUGAUGCUGAAUAAUCACUUAGUGUAUACUUAAACGGUAGUCGUAGGAACGGGGUUGUGCUAACAGCAAAAUCUAUGCAAGACAUUAAAUAGUAAAGAAGAUACAAUAUGCUACAGUUAGCCUAGAUAAUAUUUCACACAUCCAAGAAUGGUCAGGAUAGGAAAUCGAGAUAUCGAGUAAUCAUGAAAUUAAGAGAAUCAAGAAAUCGAACAAACAAAACAGAGUUACUAACCAUACAAAGCCUAACUAAAGCAAAUUGAUUGAUUACUAACUAUAUUCGAUGUAAUUGAAAUGGGAAAAUAUUUAACUUAUGUCUCUAAUACUGUGAUCUCAUGUGUAAUAAUUAUUAAUUUUAAUUUCUUUACAUAACUGCAAGUAACCAGUAAUAAUUUUAAAAAUUAUAAUCCUUUCGCCUUUGCCUAGCUAAUGUUCAUUUUUUAAAAAUGCUAACACAAACGAAACACACAAACACUAAUUUAUUGCAUUUUAAAAUAAUUAUACAUAUACGUAAUAUGUAUAUCUAUUAUAAUUAUUAACUUAUUAUCUUAGAGGUUUAGAUUUAGGUUUUAACAUACAGAAUACACGAAAACGAACACACACAAAUCUUAGCAUAUCAGUUUUUCCUCUAAGCAUUAUAAAUUGCAUAAGUUCAAAACAAAAGUUACAUUUAAAAUCGGUAAAUGGAAUUUUCGUGUGCUAAAAAACGAGAAACUUGUUUAACGGAAACGGAAACGACGAAAAAACUUAAAAUUGAAAAAUGAACCCAGUGUACUUCCUUAAUUGAUUCGAAAUCAAAACGGCAAAUGAAAAUGAAAUGUUAUUAUACAUUAUAAAUACAUAUAUUUAUCUUGAAUACGUUUAUGUUCAAUCUACUGUAGAAAAGAAAUUUCUUCUUAGUUCGUAAUGGUUUAUUUUAAGUUUAAGUAAUUUUUAUAUUUUUAGUUUACUUUACCUUGCAAAAUAUAUAACAAUUUAAAAAAAAAAAAAAAAUAUUUCAUUUGUGUUAUUAUUUAUUGUGUUAUUUAUUGAUUUUCAAAAGCAAAAAAAAACGAAUGGUGCAUGCUAAGUAGAUGGUUUCGGCUCGUAGUAUUUGGCAAUAAGGAUCGCAUAAAACGUUAAGAACUUCGUAGUUGUUAGACAAUAGAAAUAUUGAAUACGCAGCAGUACAAGUACAAGAAAAUCCAAAAGUCCCAAUUCGAAACUUAUUCCAAAAACUAUGUAUUUUCCAUAGCCAUACGAACUUUUGUAUGGCUAUGAAUCACACAGUAUACAUAUAAAAUAAGUAUAAAUGAAAUUAGAUAACGAAAUUUUAAAGCUCGGCUUAUUCUGAAUGAGUCUGGCGCCUCAAAAAUGUUAGCCUAACGAACAUGAAAGCGAAGUAGAAAGUGUGGAAAAGCACGAAAAACGCAGUAACCGAAACAGAAACUUAAAUGAAACUCUUGUGCCACUUGACAAAUAUAUUUGUUGAUGUAUACAUACAUACUCGUACAUACAUAAAUGUAGAGAGCAACGAUAGCUAAAAUACGAUAGUAACGAAAGUGACGAAAGUAACGAAUGGUUUGAGAAUGUUUUAAAUUCGAAUCUAUUUUAUAGCAAAAACAAUGGUGAACAUACAUAUAUUUUGCAUAGCCGCUAAAAUCAGUCACAAAUUAGCAUUAGAACCGAGUUAGCUAUAAACUUAUUGUAUAACUAGGAAAUAGGUGAAGAAGGGCAGUGCCAGCAUGGAAAACAACUUUUCACCAAGAAGUUUAACAUUAAUCUAUAUAUUUGUAUUGAAAGUUUGUCAUUUCUUAGCUAGCAUAGUGUUCGAAGUAAGUCACAAAGUAUCCAAAAUGCAAAUGAAUGUGUGAAACUUAUGUGCCAUCAAGAAAACAAAUGAAGCUUAUAAAUAAAAAAAUAAAAAAAAAAACACGGACAAAUGAAAAAUAACAAUUAUACCUAAGAGAAGAUUUUGAAAUUUUAAACGUUGUGAUUUAUAUUGUUCAUUUGAUGCAUGGUUCAGUGUUAAUAACUAUUAUUCAGUCAUUUUUCCAAACGGGCGAGGCUUAUUAAGCAAAUUAUAUCCAUAGGUGUAUUUAAUUGUGUACAUAAGUAGAUGGAUGUGUUUAUAUCUCAAGUUGCUUAUGGACAGUUUUUCUUCCAUAUAUAUAUACAAUACAUAUAUAUAUAUAUAUAUAUAUAUACAUAUAUACAUUACACGAAUGUAGAAUUCACUUGGAUAAAUGUAUUUUAUUGAUGCAUUCUUAGCUAGACAACAAUUAUUCGUAGCUAAGCCAAAUACAAAUUCAAAUUCAAAUACGAAUACAUUUAAUGCUCAAACGGUGAGGCAGCUUGAAAAGUGUGUUUCUUGUAGUUUUCGCAUUGCAGUUCAAAUAUAAUUUGUUUGUGCGUUAAAAUACAUACAUAGUUAAUCUAAGUGUUUAUUAAUGUCCAUUGUGUGCACAUCAAGUAUGUUACUUAACUACCCAUUCAAAUGAGUAUACCAAAUACGAAUAGGCUCUCAAUUCGCUAACUCUAAUUUCCAAGACUGUCUUUGUGUUUAGAUUGUUAAGUCUGUCGAAUCGGUUCUAUCAUCCAAAAUUGGGGCAGUCUCUCCAUCUGCUCCACUAUAUCAGUUCGCUCUUAUAAAUUCCACACCUAAAAUAUGUAUAUCCCUAAGCAUAAGUUGAUAUUUUAUGUCAAAUAAAAACUAACAAUAUUCAGAUUAUAUAUUAAAUACGUGAACAAAAAAAAACAAACAAAUAUGCAAAUUUGGCGAAAACACUUUUUGAACCAAUUAAACAAACGAAAUUUAAAAUUGAACCAACU